AUGGCAUCUCCGGCCAGCACAGCCGUGCGCUUCCUGGCUGGUUCCAAGAAGGCGCCUAAGGGCAUCGUGCAAUUGCGACUGCACGUCAAGCCUGGAGCGAGUAAGAAUAGAGAGGGCAUUCAGGCGGUCACUGACGACGUGAUUGAACUUUGCGUUGCGGCCCAGGCUAAAGAGGGCGAGGCCAACCAGGCGGUGAUUGAGGUUCUCAGCGAGGCCCUGGACAUCCCCAAGUCGAGGUUGGUUCUGGCUCAAGGCGCGAGAUCGAGAGAUAAGACGGUGGUUGUGCAGGAUAUCAAGGGCGAUGGAACUACGUACGCCAAUGCGAUCCUCGAGCUGCUUCAUAAGGCUAGCUCCGAGGCCUCAUGA
Molecule: messenger RNA, 366 nt
Organism: Trichoderma aggressivum f. europaeum
Lineage: Eukaryota; Fungi; Ascomycota; Sordariomycetes; Hypocreales; Hypocreaceae
Exons: 1
Coding region: 1-366 (121 amino acids)
Cellular component (GO): cytoplasm
Source: RefSeq, a predicted model, not a curated record